AUAUAUUUUUUCCACUGACAUAUGCAAUAUCAAAAAACUGGUGACCACUUAAAAGGUGCUUUAAUCCAUGGGCUGUAGGAGCCACUAAAAAAAUGGUGUAUGAACCAGUCUUGUUAAUAGUUCACAAUGCUCCUCAAGAUUUUUAUCUCUUUGAAAAGCAAAAAUAACUGUAAAGGUAUAGAUUCAUACAGUGACAUUUCAUCAGCUAGAGAACAGGAAGGGUGGUAUCUUCAUUCUUCUUUGCUCUUACUUCAGGGAAACUUGGCAUGACCCAUGGGGUAAUGUAUACAACAAUUUCCUAUGACAGUGUAAGUCAAAUAACUUAACUUUAAAGUUCUUAUAUUGUAACCAACUAAACAUGCUGCUAUAUCAACUUACAGAAACUUUUAUUCAUUUAAAGAGAAAUUCUGACACUAAGGUUGAAUAAAGUUUCUAUGAAGUCAGUUAGUUUGGUGAGAAAGUUCAAAGCUGACACUCCCAGAAACACUUUUUACAAAUCCAGAUGAAAACAUUUGUGAUGUGGAGUGGGCAGAAAAAUUGUAUAGACCAGACAAAAUAUUCCUCUUUCAAGAUUUAGCUACAGAUAAUUAGUUACCAUUCUUGGCAACUACAUAAAAUGUAUUAGAUACCAGCCCUUAAACUUACCAGUUCAGCACCAGUUCUCUUAUUCUGGAGUCAAGAAAUAUUAAUUUUAUUUAAUGGAAGUUUCUCAUGUGGGCAUUGCCACAGUCAGACUAUGCUAGGAUAGGCUACAUUGAGCAUGCUGCUGAUUUCACUCCAUUUUGCAUUCUGCCUACAAAUGUGCCCACUUUGAAUCACCAGUCUUCUCACCAGUACCUAAAGAUAUCUCUUGAAAAAAACCCAAACAAACAAAAAAAAGAAAAGAAGAGGUAUUACAUAUAACAAACAUAUGGUUACUAUUUACCUAGGAAGCAAUACCUUAUUUGAGGUCAGUUUUCUCAUAAUUAUCAUAGGAAUAUGAUAAUUUCCAUGUCUCAGUGGAAAGAUGGUACUUCUGAUCUCACUAUUUUUUCUUGGCCCUUCAAAGUCCUCAGACUCCAAAUCUUAACCAUGAAGAGAUGUUUUAAGGUAACCUUUAAAGCUUUUAAGAAGAGGUUACUUCUAAUUCUCCCUCUACCCAUUUUUUUAAUAGGUGGACUUCGGCUUUUGUAGGUUGGGGUAUAAAAAGAUUACUACUACUCCAUCAUGUAUCAAAAUUUUAUUGUCUAUUUGGAUAAGGAAACAAGGACUAUGGCAAUGGGAAAGUUCCUCUUCCAAAAUAAGAAAAGAAGUGGCAUCUUUCAUCUCAACAACUGUGUUUCUAAUGUAUUUUGAAUAUUAAACUUCCUACUUGAAUUCAUUUUAAAAGUCAGAAAAAAAUCCACUGCAAUUGUUUAUUUUGUUUCUGGUAUAAAGUAUUUUCAGUGUGAGAACAAGUGUGUGAUGAAUUGUCUUCUUAAGAAUCACUAGUUCAUUUUAUUUUUAAUUCCUGCCACUUAUAAUUCCCCAAACACAGUGAAAGUAAUCAUAAUGGCUAAGUUUCAGCAGGCAUAAAUCAACAGCAAUACAUAAGACAAAAUCUCACUUAAAUGUUUAGUAUGUGCAAUGACAUAUGACUACAAAAAGAUCUAUGGUGCUUCUACAGGAAGGGCAGUUAAUAAAUUGCCCUUAUACGCUUAGCCAUGUUUCAAAAGAAUAACCCAAAGGAACAGAAAAUAAGCAUACAGAAUGGUUUAAUGGUUUUCUAAAACUCCACUAUUUAAAGUACACCCCAGUUAAGCAAAUGUGCCAUUAGCCAGUUUUUGCUCAGAAUUAAAGAAAACUUUCAGAGCCAGGAUGCCUUUCCCUGAACCAUGGGGGCUUCAGAAAUGAGUAAGAAAUACGGAAUCUUUGCAGGAGAAAAGUGUAUAUCUGCUUUUUUUUCCCCUGAAUAUUAGACAUGAUGUGAUGUAAUGAAAUGAAAAAGCUGAAAAGUGAAAAAAUAAUCAAUAAGGAAGAGACUGAGAUAAAAUGUCUGAAUUCUUAACCCAUGGUCAUUUGAAUCCUGAAUAAAUGCUGCUUUCUGAGUAACCUGGAAAAUUAAUAAAAAAGGCUAGCAAAAGUUCUUCUUGUGAAACUUAUUCAGACUGAUUUCUGGAAAAAGCAUCUUACUAAUCAAGCAUGUUCAAAAUACAGCAGUUACAAAUAAUUUAAACAGAAAAUUUCUAACUCACUCAGGAAUUAAACAAGCCUCUUGAAUCCACAUUCAGAAAACAUCAACAAUUUAGGACACAAAUUUAAAACAAGGUAAGCUAUGAACAGUCCUGUAUGAUAGCAAGGUUUCUUGAGAAGCAAAGCAGUUUUAACGUGAAAGCAGACAACAGGGCCUCAACACAAAGUACCACUCAUGCUACUUGCUCAUAUUGACAUGGCCACUAAAACAAAGCUCCCUCAAAAGCUAUCUAAAGCCUUUUAGUAAGAGAAAGAAGAGGGGUUUGUGCACAGCUUUAGUCUAGAAAUGUAUUCUAAGUGUGUGCAGUUGCAUACAACUUCAUGUGUAAUCAGUUUCUAACAUAUUUACUAAAUUUGCAACACAGUAGUCUGCUCAUUGCCUUAUUUCCCCCAUCAUUACUGGAUAUCUUAUAUACCUAAGUAUUUAGGCAUUUCCUCCUGCCCUUAGGCACUUAUUGACUCGAUUGGCGAUGCUUUAGAAAAACAAAAAAUGCCAAAAGGAAAGGCAAGUCAUUGAAAGGAUGGGUACCCAUUAUGUUUCGUUUUCAGUGUGCUUUCCAACACCUUCUUUUUGCUCUGAAUUUGUGUCUUACUGGGCAAGAAGAAUCUUUAAAAGGGGAAUUUCUGAAGAACAUCUGGAUCAUUCUGACGAGCCCCUCAUGGAGCUGGAGCCAUGUUCAAUUGCAUCCUCAUUGGCAGCGUUUUCGGGAACCUA
Messenger RNA from Zonotrichia albicollis (white-throated sparrow), 2926 nucleotides. Lineage: Eukaryota; Metazoa; Chordata; Aves; Passeriformes; Passerellidae. The record is from RefSeq and is a predicted model, not a curated record.